Molecule: messenger RNA, 1119 nt
Organism: Phytomonas sp. EM1
Lineage: Eukaryota; Euglenozoa; Kinetoplastea; Trypanosomatida; Trypanosomatidae
Source: the annotation of a GenBank genome assembly
AUGUUCGAUCGAGGACAGGAAUACCCACAGUCUAUUUUCCAAGGGAGAUUUUUACUCACUAAGCUCAUUGGAAAGGGUGGCUUUGGUGAGGUGUAUGAAGGAAUCCAAACAUCUAACAAUGAUGCGGUUGCCAUCAAAAUGGAAAGGAAUACCGGAAAACCCUCCUUUCUCUUUCACGAAGCUCACGUCAUACAAGAUAUACAAAAAGUUCGUUCUCAGGACGGCAUUGCAGCAAUCGCCACCCUCAAGUACUAUGGGCAAGAGGGAGACUACAGAGUAAUAAUCAUGACUUUACAUGGCCCUUCAUUGGAAUCUAUUUUGGAAAAAAUGAAGCGCUUCUCUCUAAAGACCACUGUUAUGCUUGCUGACCAAAUGUUGACGCGUUUGGAGCAUGUGCACUCAGUUGGUUAUAUUCAUCGAGAUCUUAAGACAGAUAACUUCCUUCUAGGGAAAGGUGUGAAUUGUCAGCGUAUUUUCCUGAUUGACUUUGGGCUUAGCACUAAAUACCGCACCUCCAGCUGCGGCCAUCGAGAAUUAGUGACAGGCAAAAGCUUUCUGGGUACGUCACGAUUUGCUUCCUUGAACACACAUAAAGGCCUUUCACAGAGUCGUCGAGAUGACAUGGAGCAACUUGUAUACAUAAUGACUUAUAUGUAUCGUGGCCGUUUGCCAUGGACGGGUCUCAAUAUAAAAGAUUAUGAUACAAAAGAGAAGCAUAUUGGAAAGCUCAAGGAGCAGGUGCCAGUAAAUGAAAUUUGUGCCAAGUGUCCCCGUCAGUUCAGUUACCUUUUGUUCUACGUACGGAAUAUGGCCUUCACUGAGACUCCGCACUACGAAAUGUGUCAUGCUUUACUGCACUCAAUUCUUGAAGAAAUGGACCCCCCUGAGCAGAUCGAUAAUAUAUUCGAUUGGGAUCCGCGUGCCAAGGAGAUUAAGAAGCCUGAUUCGUUGCAAGACGGUACUCCCCUUCGUAUAAACAUUGCUGAGAAAAAGACUUCGUCACAAGCGAUUGAUGGUCUAGCAAAUAUAGUCAGCAGUGCGAAGGCUCAAGGUAUGCCGUCCGGGAAUGGAACUCAUAAUCAGCCACAAAAUAUUGUCAGUAUUGGCAAUCGUGAGUAA